This is a messenger RNA of Nematocida parisii ERTm1, 234 nucleotides long. RefSeq lists its product as uncharacterized. The record is from RefSeq and is a predicted model, not a curated record. The transcript has a single exon. NCBI's taxonomy places the organism in Eukaryota, Fungi, Microsporidia. The coding region runs from base 1 to 234 and encodes 77 amino acids.
AUGAAGCAUGUGCGAGAUGAUACAGAGUUAAGUGACGGGCUUGGCAUAGAAGAAGUUCUAUCCAGCAUGUUCUAUGCACUACCAAAGAAUAAGGAUCUUGAAGUGGUGUGCGGAGCUUUAAUACCAAAAAAGCGGUCAGACAAUAAGAAGGAUGUAUUUGGCAAAGUUAAACUAGUGUAUAGCUUUAAUGGUGCAAAACAAAAUUUUGAUAAAUCCAGAUUCUGGGCAUACUAA